ACACAAUAACCUCUUAUUGACUGGCCUCAAGCUGCUUUUGUAAGGGAAGGUUUCCCGGUGGAAGUGGUUAACAGUGAUUGAUCAGAGUGCCACCCAUUGGUCAGAGUGGGGAAAGCCAAAAGAAAGAGGUCCUGAGUUAGAAUUCUAAUCACCAAAUUUCUUCGGAACGAGGGAAUGUAAAUUAACGCGGGUACUUUUGCAUAACAAUGGAAGCUAACACUGUAUGAACUGUAUGCUGAUCAGAUACUGUUCUCAGCGUUUAUGUACAUUAAAAAUGGUCCUAAGAGAUGGGGACUAUUAUUAUCUACAUUUUUCCCCCAGUACAGUAAGACAUUGAGAUCUGAGCUAUUGCCAUUUGCAAGAGGUCACACUGGGAAAAGAAGUCUUACAGGCAUCACUGGUAGAGUAGUUGGAAAUAGUGUAACACUGAGUACAUGCCACAGAGCUGAAGGAUGGCUCAGUUAAGAGCAUACCAUAGCUAAGAAACUUCAGAAAUUCAAGUUCAGAGAAUUAGAGACCCUUUUGCGGCUUCCGCGGGGACCAGGAGAGCACUGGGUACACGGAUGUGCAUGUGGACAAAGCAUUCAUACACAAUGGAGUAAUAACUUAAAAUCACCUUCCUUAGAAAUGCAUGCACCAAAGCCAUCUGUAAGAACUAAAACCCUGUCAUUCUUAAGCAUGGUUACAGGGAGGUAGAAGCCUUGGUCUCACCUAAGCGACCCUAUCACCAGUAACCAGACACAGAAGUUAAAAGCGGGACGGUGAUCUAAUCUAAAUAUGAAACAUAACUUGUGGAUCCUUCUAAGUUCACGUCAGACGGGUAAUGUGCCCAUGUCGUAACAAGGUUUAAUGGGCGGCACAUAUCACGCACGCGGCAUGAACACCCAAUCAUCACGCUUUAUGAACCGAAAGGAUCGGUAGGCGUCUCUGCCUUGAGAAAUAUCAAGUAAGCCCUACCAGUUUAGGAAGAGGGUCACUAACAUGAUACAGCUCUAUCUAGGCUCUGCACACGAAAUCUACUACACUCUAAACAUUACUGAGAUUUCGCGAAAAUUCUCUUGUUUCUACCCUAGCAAAUGAAAUCAGAAUCAAAAUUAGUGAGCGGACGCUUAACUAUGCAAAUAUAUUCGUCAUAGCUCCACCUUUUACUCGGUCCCUUUCGGACGGACUGUUGCUUUUUGGCCAUGAGUCGUAAAAAGAAGCGUUGCGGCUCCAAUGGCGGAAGUUAGUUUUGCUUUACGGCAACAAUGUUAUCCAGGGCCGGAAGUUGCUGGGUACGGAUGCUGUACGGGAAAAGCUGUAGGUGUCGGGAGCCUUUUUGGUGUCACAGUUCAGUAGGUUAUCUUUAAAAUUAACUUGUUUUUGAGUCUCCAGAAAGACAAAUUUCGCCACAUGUUAGGAGGCCCCUUCUUACACCCACUUAACCGAGUGGAUUGACACUCGAUCCUUGUGUCAUAACAGUAAGCCUUUUCACUGUGCAUGAUUUUAGAUUUGUUCGUUGGGGUACUCCCGGCCCCGAACACCUCCCCUAUUUGGUCUCUGACCCCGCGGAGAGCCCAGCCCAUCGGGUGAGACUAGGAAUGAAGCUUGGCAGCACCGAAGAGAAGUCGGGGGGCGGCUGCUCCCUGCCUACAGAGGUGUCUCCCCCGGCCCUCCAACAAGCCUUUUCCAAGAUUCUGCACGGUCUCAGCCGCCAAGAGUCAUCAGGACAAGGCAACGCAGGAAAUGCCGCUCUAAGAGACCUCGGUGCUUUAAUAGAAGCCACCGAAUGUGACAAAUUAUUUGAGGGGACUGGGGGUGGUGGAUCCCCCCGGGAGAUGCCCGAGAUCCUGGGACAGGUGGCGAAAGCCCUGGAGAAGUUCGCAGCACCCAAGGAGAAGGCAGAUGGAAGCGAAGAACAUCCCGAAGUGCCCGAGAAGGCAACUGAGAUUGAAGCAGCCAUGGACCAGUCCGAAAUCUCAGCAUGUUGCUGGUGAGGUGCUGUCUUUACUGUUUCGUGUUACUGAGUGCAGUUCUGUGGCAGAAUUCCUAUGCGGAGAAAACAAAGAUGAUCGGGGGAGAUUCGCUGUGGUCUUGGGGCUUCUUAAGCCCCACUUGAAUAAGGAAACCUGGAAGAAGAAUCCUGCUGUCAAACAUGUUUUCUCAUGGACUCUCCAACAAGUCACUCAGCCCUGGCUGAGCCAGCAUCUAGAAAAGAUACUUCCCCCAUCUUUGCUCAUCUCAGAUGAUUAUCAGACGGACAAUAAGGUCCUGGGUGUCCAGUGCCUCCAUCACAUUGUGAUUAAUGUGCCAGCCGCUGACCUGCUGCAGUACAACAGAGCCCAGGUCCUGUACCAUGCUCUUUUCAAUCACCUGUACAUGCCAGAGCACCGCCUCAUUCAGGCUGUGCUCCUGUGUCUCUUAGAUUUAUUCCCUGUCCUAGAGAAAGCGCUGCACUGGCAGGGAGAAGCCGCUCGAGCCUCUACACACUGUCACGAGGUGCUACAACUGGUCCUCACGCACAUGGAGUCAGAGCACCGCCUUCUCCUCCGUAGGACUUACGCCAGGAACCUGCCGGCCUUUGUGAAGAAGUUGGGGAUCCUAACCGCCCGGCACUUGAAGAGGCUGGAGCAAGUUAUCCUUGGUUACCUGGAGGUUUAUGAUGAACCGGAAGAUGAAAGCAGGCUGAAGAUACUGGAAACCCUGAAACUUGUCAUGCAGUACACUUGGCCCAGAAUUCCCUGCAGAGUUGUGGUCUUACUGAAGGCUCUCCUGAAACUGAUAUGUGAUAUAGCCAGGGACACGAUCCCCACAACUGAGGCUGCUAAGAGUGCGGUGCUCCAGGAAGCCACAGACUGCCUGAUUCUCCUGGACCACUGUUCUCAGGGGCAGGUGAAGGGUCUUCUGGCUAACAUCGCCCUGUCCUGUGACGACAGCACAGUGGUGAGCUGCAUCAGGAAGGUGCAGGGCUCUGCAGAGGCUCCCGGCGAGGACCCUGGAGAUGACUAACCAGCAGGAAAGACUGCUCUUCUUACCCCGUUCAUAUGGACGGACUCAUGGGCAUUUAAAAAAAAUCUAUUUUUGUAUUAAAAUAUAAGUUGAAAUUUUA
This is a messenger RNA of Rattus norvegicus (Norway rat), 3088 nucleotides long. It is a transcript of the gene Tti2, whose product is annotated as TELO2 interacting protein 2. Gene Ontology annotation, cellular component: TTT Hsp90 cochaperone complex. NCBI's taxonomy places the organism in Eukaryota, Metazoa, Chordata, Mammalia, Rodentia, Muridae. The record is from RefSeq and is a predicted model, not a curated record.